GCGGUUUAGAAAGCGGAGGCCUUGGGAGAUCUGGGAGCCCGUAGUUUCGGGAGAGGGUGAGGGGCGAAGGGUGCCCAAGUGCCAGGAGAAGGAAGGACUGUCAAAGAGCCGGUGCGCAGAAGGCUCUCCGGACUCCAGGGGCCCGAGCUCGCGGGCGCCGGAGCGCAGCUCUAGGCGCCGGGCGGCUCUCGCUGGCCACCGAGGGUGCCCCUGUCACAGGAAGUCAGGCCGGGCCCGGAGCCCGGGACCGCGGCCCGAGCAUGGGAAAGCGGUGAGGGUCCCGCCCCGAGUGUUGAAUGUAGCGACCCGAGGGGCAGCCGGCCGCCCGCGCGGGUGAGACCGCUCGGUUUCCUUGGGGGAAACGAGGAGGAGCAGGAUCCCGACUGCAGCGAGAGAGGACCGAGGUGGGAGCCCGAGCCGUCUGGUUUCUCCAGCAAUGGGAAAUCCAGAAAACAUAGAAGAUGCAUAUGUUGCUGUUAUUCGUCCGAAGAAUACUGCCAGUCUCAAUUCUCGGGAAUACAGAGCUAAGUCAUAUGAAAUUUUGUUGCAUGAAGUUCCCAUUGAAGGGCAGAAAAAAAAGAGGAAGAAAGUUUUGUUGGAAACUAAACUUCAAGGCAAUAGUGAAAUAACACAAGGCAUAUUGGAUUAUGUAGUGGAAACUACUAAACCAAUUUCUCCUGCCAACCAGGGUAUCAGAGGCAAACGAGUAGUACUGAUGAAGACAUUUCCUCUGGAUGGAGAAAAGAUGGGCAGAGAAGCGGCAUUAUUUAUUGUUCCAUCAGUUGUCAAAGAUAAUACUAAAUAUACAUAUACUCCAGGAUGCCCAAUUUUUUACUGCUUACAAGAUAUUAUGCGAGUCUGCAGUGAAUCCAGUACUCAAUUUGCUACUCUUACAGCAAGAAUGUUAAUAGCUUUGGAUAAGUGGUUGGAUGAACGGCAUGCACAAUCUCACUUUAUUCCAGCUUUAUUCCGACCCUCUCCUCUUGAGCGAAUAAAAACUAAUGUCAUAAACCCUGCAUAUGCUACUGAAUCAGGUCAGACAGAAAACUCACUACAUAUGGGCUAUAGUGCACUAGAAAUCAAGAGUAAGAUGUUAGCCCUAGAGAAAGCAGAUACCUGUAUUUACAACCCUUUGUUUGGAUCAGAUCUUCAGUAUACAAACCGGGUAGAUAAAGUGGUAAUAAAUCCAUACUUUGGUCUAGGAGCUCCAGACUACUCAAAGAUCCAAAUCCCUAAACAGGAGAAAUGGCAGAGAAGCAUGAGCAGUGUCACAGAAGACAAAGAACGACAGUGGGUAGAUGAUUUCCCUCUCCAUCGAAGUGCCUGUGAAGGAGAUUCAGAAUUACUUAAUCGUCUUCUCAAUGAAAGAUUUUCAGUCAACCAAUUAGAUAGUGAUCACUGGGCUCCCAUUCAUUAUGCAUGCUGGUAUGGAAAAGUUGAGGCCACUCGCAUCUUAUUAGAGAAAGGAAAGUGCAAUCCAAAUCUGUUAAAUGGACAGCUUAGUUCCCCUCUUCAUUUUGCUGCGGGAGGAGGACAUGCUGAAAUAGUCCAGAUUCUCCUAAGCCACCCAGAAAUUGACAGACAUAUAACAGACCAACAGGGAAGAUCUCCAUUAAAUAUUUGUGAAGAAAACAAACAAAAUAACUGGGAAGAAGCAGCAAAAUUGUUGAAGGAAGCCAUUAACAAACCAUAUGAAAAAGUUAGAAUAUACAGAAUGGAUGGAUCAUACCGUUCUGUUGAGCUGAAGCAUGGAAAUAAUACCACGGUACAGCAGAUAAUGGAAGGAAUGCGUCUCUCUCAAGAAACACAGCAGUAUUUCACUAUUUGGAUCUGUUCAGAAAACCUUAGCCUUCAACUCAAGCCUUAUCAUAAACCCUUGCAACAUGUUCGUGACUGGCCAGAAAUUCUUGCUGAAUUGACUAAUUUGGAUCCCCAAAGGGAAACGCCACAGCUUUUUCUGAGAAGAGACGUGAGGCUUCCUUUGGAAGUUGAAAAAAAGAUUGAAGACCCACUAGCUAUUCUUAUUCUCUUUGAUGAAGCCAGAUAUAACUUACUGAAGGGCUUUUAUACAGCUCCUGAUGCCAAAUUGAUAACUUUGGCAAGUCUACUGUUGCAAAUAGUUUAUGGAAAUUAUGAGAGUAAGAAACACAAGCAAGGUUUCCUGAAUGAAGAAAAUCUAAAAUCCAUUGUACCUAUCACCAAACUGAAGAGUAAGGCACCUCACUGGACAAACCGAAUACUUCAUGAAUACAAAAAUCUUAGUACAAGCGAGGGUGUUAGCAAAGAAAUGCAUCACCUUCAGCGCAUGUUCCUGCAGAAUUGUUGGGAAAUUCCCACCUAUGGAGCAGCUUUUUUCACAGGACAGAUAUUUACAAAGGCAAGCCCCAGCAAUCAUAAAGUCAUCCCUGUGUACGUAGGAGUGAAUAUAAAAGGACUUCACCUCCUCAACAUGGAAACUAAGGCUUUACUCAUCAGUCUUAAGUAUGGCUGUUUUAUGUGGCAGUUGGGAGAUGCCGAUACUUGUUUCCAGAUCCAUAGCAUGGAAAACAAAAUGAGCUUUAUAGUGCACACAAAGCAGGCUGGUCUGGUGGUAAAAUUGUUAAUGAAGCUAAAUGGACAGUUAAUGCCCAGUGAAAGAAACUCAUGAAAGGAAAGCAGCUGGUACUCAAGUAACCACAUGUUGUAAUACAGACUUUUUUCCAUGAAAGAUUUCUUAAAGUAUUACUUUGAACAAGGUGUUUAGUCUCUUGUAAUAUAUAUGUAUACUGUUAUGUUGUACAGAAUCUGUACUUAUGUUUGGUGUGUAAUAUACCAAUUAGUUUUAUAUAAUAGCCUUAUAAGCUGUUCUAAUUUUUGAGAGAAACACGUAAAAAUUGUAGAUUGAUGGUCUGUAUAAUAUUAGACGAAAUAGGUAUAUAAAAAUUAUUUUUGGUAAAAUGGUAAAGAAUUUGGAGUGGAAUGUUAAUGAAAUUAAAAUGUAGCUUUGGUAUAGCUUUGUGAAUUAUUUCAAAAUAUAAUGAAAGUCAACAUGAUUUGAAUAAAGAAAAUGUAUUUUCUACUUAGAUCAUAUAACAUUGUUAUUUAAAUUAUUUUCUGCAACCUAUAUACAUUUCUUCAUGUGUUUUUAAACUCUUAAAAUGUAUAGCUGGUAUAAGGUAGUGUUUCUCAAAGUAUAAUUCUUAAACACCUUGGGUCAUAAGUUUGGUUUUUGUUUUGUUUUUUUCUUUUAGAAUAAUUCUAGACCCAAUAAGGAACUUAGAUUAUUAAAGCUGAGAAAUUACACAAAACUGACUAGCACACAAACAUAUAUAGACACAUUUUAAGUGACAGUCUUUGGAUAUUAGUAGUUGAAUUUUUUUUAUUAAUGUAUACUGUAUUUUUGAGUUGACUUAAUGGUUAUUUAUAUUGCCUUUACAUUGUAGGAAGUAGAUCAUCAAAUCUCACUGUUUCAUGUAGCAGAGUGCUGAGAUCACAGGGAAAGAGCCAACUUGACCAAUGUGCUACCUAAUAAGCUAGAAUCUACAGUUUUUCAAACUAAUAGACUAAUGUGUUUUAAAUGAGUUCAGAGAUAAAGUAGUCAUAUUUAAAGUUGCCCUAUGGGAGCUGGUGCUGUGGUGUAGCGGAUAAAGCCGCCACCUGCCGUGCUGGCAUCCCAUUUGGGCGCUGGUUCAAGUCCCAGCUGCUCUACUUCUGAUCCAGUACCUUGCUGAUGCACCUGGGAAAGCAGAGGAGGAUGGUCCAAGUCCUUGGGCUCCUGCACUCACAUGGGUCUAGCUUCAGAUCAGCCCAGCUCCAGCUGUUGAGGCCAUUUGAGGAGUGAACCAGCAGAUGGAAGAUCUCUUUCUCUGCCUCUGUGUUACUCUUUCAAACAAAUAAAUAAAUCUUAUAAAUAAAUAAAAUUGUCAUACAGAAUGAAGAUAAUUUUUAUAAUCAUCUCUUCACAUUAUUUGUUUUAUUCUAUUUUUAAUAUUAUGUCUAAGCCUUAUUAAAAUUAAGAUUGUAUGGCUGGGGCUGGCGUGAUAGCGCAGUAGAUUAAUCCUCUGCCUGUGGCGCCGGCAUCUCAUAUGGGCACUGGUUCUAGUCCCGGCUACUCCACUUCCCACCCAGCUCUCUGCUAUGGCCUGGGAAGGCAGUGGAGGAUGGCCCAAGUCCUUGGGCCCCUGCACCCACAUGGGAGACUGGAAGAAGCUCCUGGCUCCUGGCUUCAGAUUGGCGCAGCUCCAGCCUUUGUGGCCAUUUGGGGAGUGAACCAACGGAUGGAAGACAUUCUCAUUCUCUCUCUCUCUUUCUCUCUCUCUGUAACUCUGCCUUCAAAUAAAUAAAUCUUAAAAAAAAUUGAUUUAUCUUCAAUUCUGUGCUAGGCAUUAUUGAUUCUACAUAAAAUAUAUCCUGCUCAGGGACCAGUGCUGUGGCAUAGUAGGCUAAGCUUCCACCUGUGGUGCCAGUCUCCCAUAUGGGCACCAGAUUGUGUCCCAGCUGCUUUCUUCCAAUGCAGCUCUCUGCUAUGGCCUGGGAAAGCAGUAGAAGAUGGCCCAAGUAGUUGGGCUUCUGUACCCGCAUGGGAGACCCAGAAGAAUUUCCUGGCUUCUGGCUUCAGAACGGCCCAGACCCAGCCAUUGUGGCCUUUUUGGGAGUGAACCAGUGAAUGGAAGACUGUUCUCUCUGUCUCUCCCUCUCUCUGUAACUCCACCUCUCAAAUAAAUAAAAUCUUAAACAAACAAACACAAAAAACCCCGAUGGCUUCUGUUGUUACCAAAUAACCUGUUGAUUCGCAAACCUAAAAUUUCAGCCUCAACCUCUCUUCUAGAACUGUAGAUCUUUUUUCUUUUCUUUUUUUAAUUUGAGAGGUAGAGUUAUAGAGAGGGAGAGACAGAAAAGUCUUCCAUCCACUGGUUCACUCCCCAAAUGGCCACAAGGGCUGGGGCUGGGCUGAUCCAAAGCCAGGAGCCAGAAACUUCUUCCAGAUCCCCAAAGCAGGUGUGGGGACCCAAGCAUUUGGGCCAUCUUCCAUUGCUUCCCCAGGCUGUAGCAGAGAGCUGGAUCAGAAGAGGAGCAGCAAACUGGUGCCUGUGUGGUAUCCCAGCACCGCAGGCAGAGGCUUAGCCUACUAUGCCACAGCACUGGCCCCUAGAACUCUAGAUCUUAAUUUCCAAGUUGUGUUAUUUUUGCUCCAUCCAAAUGGCCUACAGAGAAUUUAGGUUUUAUCAUAGCUAGAAGAAGAAUUUGUUUCCUCUUUUUUCCAUUCUGUCUUUGCACUCAUAUUUCCUAUUUGAUUAAUGGCAUAAUGAAGUUACGUUCAGUUGCUUAGCCUAGAAAUCUUGAUAUGGUCUUCAACUUCUUUCUUUUCUCAUGCUAUACAUUCCAUUGAUCAAGUCCUAUCAAAGUCUUAUGAAUCUUUUCCUAGUCUCUUUCCUCAUUCCCUGCAGCGACACUGAAGCCCUCAUUCAUUCCUUGGCUUAUAGUACAGUCACGCAUCGCUUAAUGACAGGGAUACAUUCUCAGAAAUGCAUCAUUGGGGGCCGGUGCCGUGGCUCACUUGGUUAAUCCUCCACCUGUGGCGCUGGCAUCCCAUAUGGGCGCCGGGUUCUAUUCCCAGUUGCUCCUCUUCCAGUCCAGCUCUCUGCUGUGGCCCAGGAGGGCAGUGGAGGAUGGCCCAAGUGCUUGGGCCCCUGCACCCACAUGGGAGACCAGGAGGAAGCGCCUGGCUCCUGGCUUCAGAUCAGUGCAGUGCUGACCGUGGUGGCCAUUUGGGGAGUGAACCAACAGAGGGAAGACCUUUCUCUCUGUCUCUCUCUCACUGUCUGUAACUCUGCCUGUCAAAUAAAUUUAAAAAAAAAUUUUUUUUAAUUUAGAAAUGCAUCAUUAAGUGAUUUCAUACUUGUUCAGACAUCAUAGAGUAUACUUAUGUAAACUGAUCUGGCUACAACAUUACUACAUGACAUAAUCUUUUUUUUUUUUUUUUUUUUUUUUUUUUGACAGGCAGAGUUAGGGAGAAAGAGAGAGAAAGGUCUUCCCUCCGUUGCUUCACACCCCAAAUGGCCGAAGCCAGGAGCCAGGUGCUUCCUCCUGGUCUCCCAUGCGGGUACAGGGUCCAAGCACUUGGGCCAUCCUCCACUGCCUUCCUGGGCCACAGCAGAGAGCUGGCCUUGAAUAGAAGCAAGCGGGACUAGAACACGGUGUGCCGGCGCGCAGGCGGAGGAUUAGCCUAGUGAGCCACAGUGCCAGCCAACAUAAUUUUUUUUAAAGAUUUUAUUUAUUUGAGAGGUAGAGUUACAGACAGUGAGAGGCAGAGACAGAGAGAAAGGUCUUCCUUCUGUUGGUUCACUCCCCAAAUGACCAAAACGGCCAGAGCUGCGCUGAUCCGAAGCCAGGAGCUUCUUCCAGUUCUCCCAUGUGGGUGUGGGGGUCCAAGGACUUGGACCAUCUUCUACUUCUUUCCCAGGCCAUAGCAGAGAGCUGGAUUGGAAGAGGAGCAGCCGGGACUAGAACUGGUGCCCAUAUGGGAUGCUAGCACCGCAGGUGGAGGGUUAACCUACUUCGCCAUGGCGGCGGCCCAACAUGAUAUAAUCUUAUGCAACCACCACCAUGUACAAAUCUGCCCAUUACUGAUGGAAACAUCAUCCUGCAGCUUAUGACUGUAGCUCCUACCCCUACCUCAGGCUCUACACCCUGAUGUCAAGUUAACCCUUUCCAAUUCCCUAGGAAAAUCUUACAUGGUUCCCCUUUACAUGUAGAAUUAAAUUUCAAAAUUCUUUAGAGUUGAACAUAGGGUCCUUAAUACUCUGUAACUCACCUACCUAUUCAGAGUAAUGUCUAAGCACUUCUACUCUAUCCUGUGCUCCAACUUGAUGUUUCCUUUCUCUGGCUCUACAGUCCCAAGAUGAAAUUGAAUACUUUUCUGGUUUCUAUUUUUUGGGUAUCCUGGGUGCUUUUGAAGUAUAGCUAGGAGUUAGAGUUGUUGUUAAUAAUGAAAUUUAUCUAGGAGAUAGCUGAAUGUUUUUCCUUUCAAAAGCAGGAGUGAGAGUGCAAGUGGUACCACGUCAAACAACUUGUUCUGCAGAAUACAGUGUACAUUCCUGAAGUUGAAUAGUAUUGCUGCACCAUUAGGAAGGGAAGAGGGGACUAUUAGAAUAGUGGAAUAUUAUAAACUGUUAAAAGUGACAUUUAAAAAAAAAGUGACAGUCAUUUUUCAAAAUUAGAAUUGAGAAAAAAUAAUCAUCAUUAUUUAUAAGACCUAACAAAUUAGAAAUGAAAGAAUAAUGGGGAAACUCAAAAACCUUUUAAGAUAAGAUACUGGGUUUUUCUUGUGUGUGUGUUUUUUGUUUUGUUUUUGUUUUUUUUUGUUUGUUUGUUUUUGACAGUCAGAGUUAGUGAGAGAGAGACAGAGAGAAAGAUCUUCCUUUCGGAUCGCGCUGCGCUGAUCUGCAGCCAGGAGCCAAGUGCUUCUCCCUGUCUUCCAUGCGGGUGCAGGGCCCAAGGACUGGGACCAUCCUCCACUGCCCUCCCAGACCACAGCAGAGAGCUGGACUGGAAGAGAAGCAACCGGGACUAGAACCCUGGGUGCCGGUGCCACAGGCAGAGGAUUAGCCUAGUGAGCCACGGUGCCGUCGAUACUGUUUUUUUUUUUUUUUUCCUUUUCAUUAUUCUUCAUGUAAAUUGGAGUACCUUUUACAUGCCAGUGAUCCAGUGAUUAGAAAAAGCCCUUGCCUUAAGGGAACAAGGUUUAAUGAGGAAAGAGCAGCUAUCUAAGUUAUUGCGGAUUAAGAGAGAUUUGAGAAGACCAAAGGGGUAUAAAGCAUAUUCAAGGAGAUAACUGAAAACAUUUGAAACCCAGAGAAAAAUAAAACUAACCAUAUACAGGAAAAUUAUAGAUCACCAAUAACAAUCAGUUCAAUCAAGUCUGCCCCAAGAUAUAAUCAAGUUGACUCUCCAUGACUAAAGAUAAAGAGGAUUCUCAAAGCCACUAGAGAAAGAAACCUAACACAAGGCUGUCCCAAUUUGCCUGACUGCACACUCUUCAGCAGAAACCUUGCCUGCCAGAAGGGAGUGCUCAGUAAGUACUAAAGGAAAGACAGCGUCAACCAAGAAUUAUACCCUGCAAGACCACACUAUAGAUACGGAGAGAUAAAGGUAUUCCUAGAAUGUAUCAUAACCAGAUGUUAAACUCUUCAAAUUGAGGGAGUUCUAACAAGCAAGGAGAAAGUAUCAGAAGACAAAAGUUCCAUGAAUGCAGAGCCCAGAAAUAAACCCAUGUAUUCUCAACCGAUUUUUUGAACACAUUUCUAGGAACAUUGGAGAAUGGACCACUUAUGAAUAACAUACUGGGAAAAGUGGAUAUCCACAUCCAGGAGAAUGUAACUAGACCCCCGUCUUUCAUGAUAAAUAAAAACUAGCUCAACAUGGAUGUUUUCUUUUUAAAGAUUUAUUUAUUUAUUUGAAAGGCAGUUACAGAGAGGCAGAGGCAGAGACAGAGGUCUUCCAUCCACUGGUUCACUCCCCAAAUGGCCACAAUGGCUGGAGCUGUGUUGAAUUGAAGUCAGGAGCCAGGAGUUUCUUCUAGGUCUCCCACAUUGAAGCCACCGCCUGCAGUGGUGACAGAAGAAGCUCCUGGCUUCAGACUGGCCCAGCCCUGGCCUGCACUGCAGCCAUCUGCGGAGUGAACCAGUAGAUGGAAGACAUAUUCUCUCUCUCUCUCUCUCUCUCUCUCUCCCUCUCUCUGUAACUCUUUUUAAAUAAAUGUAAAAAGCACAGAAAACAAAAAAUGUAUGGAAUUUCUCAAACCGAAAAGCUCCUACACAAUACAUAUGAAAGACUACGUAACGUGUAAUGUCAAAAACUAGUAAGUAGGAGAGUUGAAUCCAAAAUCUAACAAUCUGGUUUCUGAAUUCAGACAUUAGUUUGGUAAAGGAGAGGUAACUACAGAGGAUUUAAAACCAAACUAUGAAGAGUGUUCCCUGCUAAUGGGGAGCCACUGACUAACUCAGAUUUGCAUACUGAAAGACCACCCUGGGCCAGUGCAUAUACAGGAGGGCUCCAAGUGGGGAUUCUGAGUAACAAGGUGUAAGGCAACCUGGGCCUAACCUAAGGUAAUGGCCAUGGGAGAGACCUUUUAGAUGGGGGAAUAAUGGAAAGGGGAGAGUACGAACAAUUCCCCUCUCUGUCCUGAGCAGCUGGGAAAAUGGUGCCAUAUACUGCCUACAGUAGCGGGUAGGAGAGGAAGUUUUGAAGAAAUAAAUAGAGUUCCUGGUGCCCAGGGGAAUGCUGAUGGAGAUGUGCAACAGACGCUCCAGUUCCCGGGGCUGAAGUUCACAAGACUGCAGGAGAUGGCAGUGGAAUACAGGAACAGACUGAACACCACCAGGGAGAGAGCAGAGAUGCAAACCCACAUUUGAGAAAUGUGCAAAGGUAGGGGAGUCCACAAAGCAUCCUAUUAGGACAAUGGAUGUUGGUAUGGAAAAGAAAUAGCUUGGCUCCAUUUUGCAUAUGGUGUAGCCAAUAAAUUUUAUAUGUCAAAAAGUAAACAUUAAAAGAAUAUUUGAUGUUACUAGGGAAGAUAGACCAGCAUAUUUUAGUGUCAGCAUAUUCAUCUAUGUAUAUUUUUAAAUGGCUGAGAUAAGAGGUGUUCAAUGACUGAUUAUGAAAUUGGAAGUUUAGGGGCCAGCACUGUGGUGUAGCACGUAAAGCCCACUGCAGUGCCGGCUUCCCAUAUAGGCACUGGUUUGAGUCUCGGCUCCUCCACUUCCAAUCCAACUUCCUGCUAACGCACCUGGGAAAGCAGAAGAUGGCCCAAGUUCUUGGGCACUUUCUCCCAUGAGGGAGACCCAGAAGAAACUCCUGGUUUUGUCCUGGCUCAGCCCUGACCUUUUACAAUAUUUUUUUUUUUUUUAUUUUUUUGACAUGCAGAGUGGACAAUGGGAGAGACAGACAGAGAGGAAGGUCUUCCUUUUCCGUUGGUUCACCCCCCAAUGGCUGCUGUGGCUGGCGCACCGCGCUGAUCCAAAGCCAGGAGCCAGGUGCUUCUCCUGGUCUCCCAUGGGGUGCAGGGCCCAAGCACCUGGGCCAUCCUCCACUGCACUCCUGGGCCACAGCAGAGAGCUGGACUGGAAGAAAAGCAACUGGGACAGAAUCUGGCGCCCUGACCGGGACUAGAACCCAGGGUGCCGGCACCGCAGGCAGAGGAUUAGCCUAUUGAGCCGCGGCGCUGGCCUACAAUAUUUAUUUUUAUUUAUUUAUUUGAAAGGCAGAGUUACAUAAAGAGACACAGAAUAAGAUCUUUCACCCACUGUUUCACUUCACAAAUGGCCACAACAGCAGAAGCCAGGGGCCGGGAGCUUCUUCCUGGUCUUAUGCGUGGGUUCAGGAGCCCAAGCGCUUGCGCCAUCUUCCACUGCUGUCCCAAGUGCUGUCCCAACUGGAUCAGAAAUAGAGUAAUGGGGUGAGGGAGCGGUGCUGUGGUGUAGCGGGUAGAGCCACCACCUACAGUGCCGGCAUCCCAUAUGGGUGCUGGUUCAAAUCCCAGUGUAGAAUCAGAAUCAAAAUGGAGUGAGUGUGGCUAAAAGCUAAUUGCAGGUCUCUUGCUUCUGUACAUAUCAGCUUUGCUUGCUGGCAGCCAAGGGUAUGACUUGUGAAACUAUGUGGACCCAAAUUCCCAGGAACUAGGUUGACCAAAAUGUGUCCUUCACUGUUAUCUUAACAACUAAAUCUUGGGUCUGUUAUUGGGUUUGUUAUUAUUAACUGUUUCUUACAACCAUAUUCUGGUUUUCCUCUUUAUUGUUCACUGCAUACUAGGGGCCCGGUUUGAAAUUGUGAGCCCUAGUGGACAGAAUACUAUAAAAAGCUGUGUAACCUGCUGUUGGGGGCCGCACUCUGGUAAGGAGUGUUGGUCCCGAUAAGUGGCUGAUCCUAAUUGGUUACCUUGUCUCUCAUGUGUCUCUCAUUUGCUUCUCAUUUUCAAUAAAAUGCAUGUCUGACUGUCA
Messenger RNA from Oryctolagus cuniculus (rabbit), 10976 nucleotides. RefSeq names its product KRIT1 ankyrin repeat containing (gene KRIT1). Gene Ontology annotation, cellular component: plasma membrane; cytoskeleton. Gene Ontology annotation, molecular function: protein binding. NCBI's taxonomy places the organism in Eukaryota, Metazoa, Chordata, Mammalia, Lagomorpha, Leporidae. The record is from RefSeq and is a predicted model, not a curated record. Gene Ontology annotation, biological process: cell redox homeostasis; regulation of establishment of cell polarity; negative regulation of angiogenesis.